Messenger RNA from Impatiens glandulifera, 1090 nucleotides. RefSeq names its product probable BOI-related E3 ubiquitin-protein ligase 3. Gene Ontology annotation, molecular function: ubiquitin-protein transferase activity. The record is from RefSeq and is a predicted model, not a curated record. The transcript is spliced from 4 exons. Bases 79 to 1041 code for a protein of 320 amino acids. Lineage: Eukaryota; Viridiplantae; Streptophyta; Magnoliopsida; Ericales; Balsaminaceae.
AUCUGUCUUCCUUCCUUCCCCUGUAUUUGACGACGAAAGGAAUCAAGGAAAAGAAAGAUCUUCUCUCUGGAAUCGGCCAUGGCUAACCAUCUAUUUCAACAAUCAACCCAACAACAACAACAACAACAAUCAGAUAUCUUCAAAAACUUUUACAACACCCACCAUCAGAUGUCCCCUCCCGUCGCAGAUUUCAUCGCCCGUGAUCUUCCUGAUCGUUCUCAACACCCUCCUUACAUCCCAUCAUUUCAUGUGGUCGGGUUAGCUCCCUACCCUGUUCCUGCAACAGACGCUAGUGAUGGGUUAGCUGUUGAUUUCCCGUUAAACUAUGGCUUUGAAUCAAGAAGAAAGAGACUAAAAGAACUAGAUUUCUUGGAUAAUAAUACCCAAUUUUCGCCUGUUGAUUUCAUUCAAACGAGAUCAGUCUCUACUGGUUUAGGUUUGUCUUUGGAUAAUGGCCGUCUGGCUUCGUCUGGUGAUUCGUCACCAUUUCUUGGUGUUAUUGGAAAUGAGUUAAGCGAAUACAAUGCCGACCUUGAUGGAUUCCUCAGAGUCCAGGUUGAACAACUGAGGCAAAAAAUAAUAGAAAAGGUUCAGGCAAAUCAGAUGGAGACAAUCUCAUACCUGGAACAAAAGGUUAUUGAGAAACUGAAGCAAAAAGAAGAAGAGGUUGAAAAUGUAAAUAAGAAGAAUAUGGAGCUUGAGCUUCAAAUCCAACAGUUGGCAAUGGAAGCAAGUAUGUGGCAGCAAAAUGCGAAAUACAAAGAAAACACGAUUAACCAUCUUCAUUUAAGUCUUCAACAGAUCUUUGCUCGAAUCGGAGAUAGUAAAGAAGGUUAUGGAGACAGUGAGGUUGAAGACACUGCAUCUUGUUUUGAUGGUGAGAAAAGGAUGAUGUGUUGUAAAGUUUGCAAUGCAAAGGUAGUUUCAAUGCUUUUGCUUCCAUGUAAGCAUCUCUGUGUUUGUAUAGAUUGCGAAAGUGGGAUUAGUUUUUGUCCCAUUUGUCAGUCGACGAAGAUUAUGAGUCUCGAGGUACAUGUGUAACAACAGCAUCAAGUUGCGAAUAAAUGAUAAAAUGGUGUUGUAUAUGUUA